AUGGAGCCUCUCACAGCAUUGUGGGUCGCAAGCAGUGUCAUCACUUUUGUGGACUUCGGCGGCAAGCUGGUGUCAAACACCAGGAAACUAUACAGGUCGGCCACCGGGAUGUUGAGCUCGGCUAUCGAUGUCGAAGUUUUGACAAUGGAUCUCAUGACUAUCUCGCACGGCCUGCGAAGACAACUACCAGAGCACCGUAUUUUGUCUGACUCCACCUCAUCCAACGGUCGGAAGAGGUCUCUAGAGGAUGAGGCCCUCGAUGAUCUCUGUGUUCGAUGUGUCAGUAUUGCACAAAUCCUCUCGAAUCGCCUUGGGCGGCCAAAAGUCGAGCCUCGCAAAGAGAGUGAAGAAGUAGGGGAGCCCACCACAGGCCGGCUGAAAGGGUUGGAAGUCGAGCUCCCGGAUGACCCUGCAACAGUUCAAGACCCGCACGGCGGGAACAUGCUCUCGAAGCUACGACACAAGUCGACGCGUGCAAUAACAGGAUUCGAUGAUACUGCUGCGGAUGAGCGACCGAAAUCGAGACGGUUCAGAAAAUGGGACAGUUUCCGCAAGGCACUGGAGAGUGUAUGGAGCAAGCACGAAAUAGACGUGCUUGCUGCUACCCUACGAGACUUUCGAAGUGAGAUAGAAUUUCGCAUCCUUGUCUCUUUCCGGUACUUUUCUCCUUUUUCUCUUCCCAUUGUUUCAUUCCCUAUCUACUCGCUAGGACUGAAAUAUGUUCAGAGAAUCAUUGAACGGCCUCGCUGCCCAGCAAACCGACACGUCGUGACAGCUUGCUCGUCUACGCGGUUGAUACUCGACGCUUUUCUCACAACAAGAGACUCUUUUUCCACGGAGCUGCUUGUUCAAGCUGAGACAUUGAUCAAGAUACAGGAAGCGCAGAAUGACUGGCGAGUGGAAGCGGGCAGGCAGAAACUCGAGAGGCUUACCCAUGGGGACCUCAAGCCGACUGGCACGCUAGAAUCUCCUAAAGGAACGAAUGCUUCCAGCAUCCAAGCCUCUGAGAUACAUCCAAAGGACUUGGAAGUGGAACAGCAACUACGAUUGCUCAUGGUGGAGAAUGGGGUACUUGGGAGCCUGGCGUUCGCCACCAUGGCGGAACGUCGACAGAGUCUGGAGCAGUGGAAAUGGGGAGCAGAGAUCACAACGUGGCCUUCUGAGGUCGUUACUAUUCGACAUUUUACAGAACCACCGCGAUCUCAUCCCCAGUAUACUACCCGGGGCCUGGGAACAUUGGUCCGCCCGCGCAACAGCAGUCAUAUCCAGUAG
Molecule: messenger RNA, 1272 nt
Organism: Neoarthrinium moseri
Lineage: Eukaryota; Fungi; Ascomycota; Sordariomycetes; Amphisphaeriales; Apiosporaceae
Exons: 1
Coding region: 1-1272 (423 amino acids)
Source: RefSeq, a predicted model, not a curated record